AUGAAAUCAUAAUGUUACUUACAUGGUUAUCCACUAGAAUGUUAGAACUAAUUGCAAGAUCUUUAUAAUAAAAUACGUGAAGGAGAAGAGUUCAUAACACUAGAAAGAAUCUUUAAAUUAUUGAGAGUAUUAAUACUUAAAAUAUAUAUAUAUUAGACAUAUUAAUAUGAUGUACCCUUCUCCAAUUUAUGUAAAUUGCUUAGAAAGGCUAAUUAAGCAUGUCAUUAAAAUGCAAAGAAUCAUUUAAAUGAGUUAGCAUUCCAUCAAUUACUUCAUAAUCAUGAUAUACAAAUGAUUUAUAAACCAAAGAAGGAUGAAACUGUAAAUACACCUCCAACAUUAGAUGGAUUAUUUAAAAGAAUAGGAGAAUAGAUUGAGAGGAAAAGAUUGUAAGAGAAACUGAAUGAUGAUAACAUCACAAACAAGGAGAAGUUUAAUUUUAUGCUGCAAUUAUUAUAAGUAGGGUCUCCUAGAAAUGAUAGAGAAAAUUCUAUUGUAAUAGAGAAAAUAAAGAGUGUUAGGAAAUUUAAAGAUGAUGAAUUCAAAUUAUUGAUUAAACCAAAAAAACCAAAGAGAAAGGCUGAAAGUAUGUAGGAACCUCCAUAAGUAAUUGCAGAAACUAAGUUUACUAAACUUCCAAAUGCUACACUACAUUUUCCAACUAGUAGAAUUAGAAAAUUACAUGAUCAUAUGAUGUAAUAGAUGGAUGAAAUUAGAAUGGAUCCAAAUGUAUAAAAAUUGAGCAAUAUAAUUCAUAAAUCAUAGGGGAACCUGUCAAUCAGGUUACCAUAAAUUUAAUAUAUAUGAAACCACAACGAUAUUAAAUGGAUUUUAAUCUCUCAAAGUCAUAUAUGCCAUAGAAAAUACAAAUGAAUCGUGAUUCAUCAGCCAAAAAGCUCAGCAACUCAGAAGUGAAUGCUGCUAUGCAAAAAUACUUUUAAUUACUCAAAAAGAAAGAGGGAAAAGUUUAGCAUCCAAUAAUCACUCCAACUCAAUCCUCUAAGAUUUUAAGCUAACUUGUGACCAAAGUCUCCCCAUAACUAGAUAUUCAAUUACCUGUUAAACCCCCAACUCCAACUGGAACUUAAUCAUAUCGACCAUCAACUGAAAAGAAACCACAUCAUCGUCCUUAGCAAUCUGUAGGUUAAAGCAAGGAUCUUAUUCUGAAAAAGUUGUAAAGUGCUUUGUUUUAGAAGCCAAAAACACAAUCAUAACAGGUUACUCCUAAAAGUGCUGGAAAAGGCAGUCUAAGUGUUAACAAAUAUUUUGAGAGUACCAAGAAAUUAACAUCAGAUCAACCACAAUAUUAUAUAACUAAAGUUAAGAAUGCUUUCAUGAAACCUAUUCAUGACGAUUAUUUUAGUAGAAUGUAUAGAGAGCAUUUUUUUUAAACAUAUUAAGGAAUAUAUGUUGCUUCAUAUUUAUAGCCAGCUGAUCCUAAAGAUCUUAAAAACAAAUAAGUACGUCUUAAAUAAAAGGAUAUUUAUAAAAGUAUCAAUCUAUUUAAACAUAUUUAUAGAUAAAAUUAGUAUUGUUUUUGAUCUUGAUGAGACUUUGGUUCAUUGUAAUGAAAGUCUAGCCAUUCCCAGUGAUGUAAUUCUUACUAUUUAAGUAUCACCUCAAGAAACAAUUAAAGCAGGAAUCAAUAUUAGACCUGGGGCAAUUAAAUUACUUGAAUUAUUAGUCAAUGACUUUGAAUUGAUUGUAUUCACUGCAUCACAUCCUUGUUAUGCUUAAAAAGUUAUUGAAUAUCUGGAUCCUAAUAAGACAUUAAUCUCUCAUAGUUUAUAUCGUGAUAAUUGCAUAAUGACUACUGGUGGUAUGUACACUAAGGAUUUAAGAAUAUUUGAUCGUCCAUUAAGUCAAUUAGUUUUAGUUGACAAUGCAUCAUAUUCUUAUGCUUGGCAAUUAGAAAACGGGAUUCCUAUUAUCCCAUUCUAUGAUAAUAAGGAGGAUAAGGAAUUGGAAUCUUUGUUAAAGUACCUAAGAAAUAUGUAAGGUUGCAAAGAUGUUAGAGAUUACAAUAAGUUUAUUAUAUAUCUUAAUAAUUUAGAGAAAACCUUAAAUUGUAUCAUUUCUAGGAUCCAUCAGGGCCUGGAGCAGUAUAUGAGAAAUUGUUUCAAUAGAAGAUGGAAAUCUAAUGA
Paramecium primaurelia is the source of this 2144-nucleotide messenger RNA. Lineage: Eukaryota; Ciliophora; Oligohymenophorea; Peniculida; Parameciidae. The record is from the annotation of a GenBank genome assembly.